Molecule: messenger RNA, 3330 nt
Organism: Camarhynchus parvulus
Lineage: Eukaryota; Metazoa; Chordata; Aves; Passeriformes; Thraupidae
Gene: MARK1
Product: microtubule affinity regulating kinase 1
Exons: 18
Coding region: 338-2728 (796 amino acids)
Biological process (GO): protein phosphorylation; microtubule cytoskeleton organization; intracellular signal transduction
Cellular component (GO): cytoplasm
Molecular function (GO): tau-protein kinase activity; protein serine/threonine kinase activity; ATP binding
Source: RefSeq, a predicted model, not a curated record
AGGAAGGGAGCGAGGCGGAGUUGGUACCGCCGCCGGAUGCUGCGAGGAGGUGCCGCGGCCCCCCUGCGCUGCUGGUCGCUCACCUGAGCGGGCAGGAGGGCGGGGGAGGAGGAGGAGCCUCGGCCGAGCUGCGCGGAGCCCGGCGGCGGCGAGGCGGGCGGAGGGGCAGCCAGGCGGUCGGGCGAGGCGAUGGCGCCGGGUGCGUAGCGGGCAGGAGGCCCCGCGUCCCGCCGUGUGCGCCCGGCUGCCGGCGGGGGUGGCCGGCGGGCUUUGCCGAGGCCUAAGGAGCGGCCUCUCCCCUCGGAGCGCCGGGCGCGGCUCUGCCGCGGCCCGCACGAUGUCCACCCGCACGCCGCUGCCCACCGUCAAUGAGCGGGACACGGAGAACCACACCUCUGUGGAUGGAUACACUGAACCACACAUUCAGCCUAUCAAGUCAAGUAGCAGACAAAACAUCCCCCGAUGUAGGAACUCCAUAACAUCCACAAAUGAAGAGCAUCCUCACAUUGGAAAUUAUCGCUUACUGAAAACAAUAGGAAAAGGAAAUUUUGCCAAAGUGAAGCUGGCAAGGCAUGUGCUUACUGGAAGAGAGGUUGCUGUGAAAAUAAUAGAUAAAACCCAGCUAAAUCCUACUAGCCUGCAAAAGUUGUUUCGUGAAGUACGAAUAAUGAAGAUUCUGAAUCAUCCCAAUAUUGUAAAAUUAUUUGAAGUUAUUGAGACUGAAAAGACGUUGUAUUUGGUAAUGGAAUAUGCCAGUGGGGGCGAAGUGUUUGACUACCUAGUUGCACAUGGAAGAAUGAAAGAGAAAGAGGCUCGUUCAAAAUUCAGGCAGAUUGUAUCUGCUGUACAGUAUUGUCAUCAGAAAUGCAUAGUUCAUCGUGAUCUUAAGGCAGAAAACCUUCUACUUGAUUCAGAUAUGAACAUUAAAAUUGCAGACUUUGGGUUUAGUAACGAGUUCACAGUUGGUAAUAAACUAGACACGUUUUGUGGCAGCCCGCCUUACGCCGCUCCGGAACUUUUCCAAGGAAAGAAAUACGAUGGCCCUGAAGUGGAUGUGUGGAGCCUUGGGGUGAUUUUGUACACACUAGUGAGCGGAUCACUGCCAUUUGAUGGUCAGAAUCUAAAGGAACUGAGGGAGCGAGUACUGAGGGGCAAGUACCGCAUUCCAUUCUAUAUGUCCACAGACUGUGAAAAUCUACUGAAGAAGCUACUAGUACUGAAUCCAAUAAAACGAGGCAGCUUGGAACAAAUCAUGAAGGAUCGGUGGAUGAAUGUUGGCCAUGAAGAAGAAGAACUAAAGCCAUAUACUGAGCCUGAACCAGAUUUCAAUGACACCAAAAGAAUAGACAUUAUGGUCACAAUGGGCUUUUCAAGAGAAGAAAUCCAUGAAUCUUUAGUAAACCAAAAGUACGAUGAAGUCAUGGCCACUUACCUGCUUCUAGGUAGAAAACCACCUGAAUUUGAAGCAGGUGAUUCCUUGUCCAGCAGCAACUUGGGUCAAAGGUCUCGCCCCAGCAGCGACCUCAACAACAGCUCGGUGCAAUCCCCUGCUCACCUGAAGGUCCAGCGGAGCAUCUCCACCAACCAGAAACAGCGUCGGUUCAGCGACCACGUUGGCCCCUCAAUUCCUCCUGCUGUGUCAUACACAAAAAGGUCUCAGGCAAACAGUGUGGAAAGUGAGCAGAAAGAGGACUGGGACAAGGAUGUCUCACGCAAACUCGGCAGCACUACAGUGGGAUCCAAAGGAGAGAUGGCUGCAAGUCCACUUGUGGGUCCAGAAAGAAAGAAGUCAAGUGCAGUUACCAGUAAUAAUGUGUUUUCUGGUAGUGGAAUGACGAGGAGGAACACUUAUGUUUGUGAACGUAUUACUUCAGAUCGCUAUUCUGCAAUACAGAACGGGAAGGACAACAGCCUGACAGAAAUGUCUGCAAGCAGCACAUCCUCUGCAGGCUCUGCAGUGGCCUCUGUCUCUACACGCCCUCGGCAUCAAAAGUCUAUGUCUGCCUCUGGUCACCCUAUCAAAGUCACACUGCCAACCAUCAAAGAUGGUACUGAAGCUUACCGACCAAGCAGUGCAACUCAGAGAGUGCCUGCUGCCUCCCCAUCUGCUCAUAGCAUUAGCACCACCACUCCAGACCGGACUCGCUUUCCCCGGGGCAGCUCCAGCCGCAGCACUUUCCACGGGGAGCAGCUGCGGGAGCGGCGCAACGCCACCUACAACGGCCCGCCCGCCUCGCCCUCCCAUGAGACCGGGGCCGCCUUCGCGCACGCCAGGAGAGGGACGUCCACAGGCAUCAUCAGCAAGAUCACCUCCAAGUUCGUUCGCAGGGAUCCAAGUGAAGGCGAAGCCAGUGGCAGAACUGACACCUCAAGGAGUGUUUCUGGGGAGCCUAAAGACAGAGAGAAGGAGGAUAGCAAAGAUUCGAAGCCACGCUCCUUGCGCUUCACGUGGAGUAUGAAGACCACAAGUUCUAUGGACCCGAACGAUAUGAUGAGAGAGAUUCGGAAAGUGUUAGAUGCCAAUAACUGUGAUUAUGAACAAAAAGAGAGGUUUUUGCUCUUCUGUGUCCACGGUGAUGCACGACAAGACAGCCUUGUUCAGUGGGAGAUGGAAGUCUGCAAACUGCCACGAUUGUCGCUCAAUGGAGUUCGGUUCAAGAGAAUAUCUGGGACUUCUAUCGCAUUUAAGAACAUUGCAUCCAAGAUAGCAAAUGAGCUUAAGCUGUAAAGAGAGCCUAAAUUCUUUGGGAUCAGGGAAGAUUCAUAUAUGAUCUACACUUUGAAUGUACUGGUUUCGCCUAAUGUGAUUGGCCUGUGAAACUCCCCAUGUAGAAAUUGCCCUUAUUGCAAUAAGGUUAUACAUAGUUAUUCAGAAUUGUAAAGUUAAAUCCAGUAUGACCUAUAUUAAAUAACUGUAGCUAAAGAAGUUAUGUUCACAUGUACAGGUAAGUAUAUAGAGCAUUCUGUUCAUUUUAUGUUCAUAGAGUUGUAUAAUAAAAAGAUGACUGCUUAAAUUCAGAUCUUGUAUAGUUGUCUAGAUUUCUGCACAGAAAUGUAUGUUUGAUGCUUUGAGUUGGAAAAGUUCUUCCCUAUCAUUUACAUUUUUGGUGGGUUUUAUAAGUCUUACCUCUACCAUGCGUUUUUUAAAAAACUUGUGUCCUGAGUCAAAUGCACAAACUAGUUUUCACAACUGUAGCAUGACCAUUUUUAAUUAUUUAAAAAGAGUUCAUGAGUUGAACCAAAAGUCCAGGAGUUAUUGGCUUUUGUUCUACAUGAGACUGUUCCUGCUUAUCUUUGGCUCUUAUCUUUGUUAUUGGAUAGUGUUUAGUU